GAGACUUUAGACAAGUGUUGCCUGUCAUUCCUAAGGGCACAAGGCAGGAUAUUGUUCAAGCAUCUUUGAAUGCAUCACAUUUGUGGCAGUAUUGUACGGUGUUGAAGUUAACAAAAAACAUGAGACUCAAGAACUUCACAAAUGAAUUGGCCAAUCCGAGUAUUUUGAAGCUUUUUGCCGAUUGGAUACUGCAAAUCGGUGAUGGUGUUCUGGGAGAGGGCGAUGAUGGCGAAGCAGAAAUUGAUAUACCAGAAAAUUUUCAUGUUCCAGUAAUGUCUGAUCCCAUUGAAUCUAUUGUCAACACUACUUAUCCAGACUUUUUGAAGAACAUGAACAACAUCUCAUAUCUUGAAGGGAGAGCGAUCCUUGCACCGACAAUUGAUGAGGUAGACAGGAUCAAUGAUUUCAUGUUGCUACAGAACAACUCAGAGGAAAAGACCUAUUUCAGUUCUGAUUCAGCGUGUUCCUCUACCUCAGACAGUGAGCUCCUUCAAGAAAUCCAUUCUCCAGAGUUCCUUAACGGAAUAAAAUGUUCUGGUGUUCCAAGUCACGAGUUGAAGCUAAAAGUUGGUGUACCGGUGAUGCUCAUGAGGAAUAUAGAUCACUCGGCCGGUUUGUGUAAUGGUACUCGACUUUUAGUGACAAAACUUGGUGAACAUAUUAUUGAGGCACAGAUGAUGUCUGGAACUAAUGCAGGUGAGAAGUUUCUUAUUCCCAGGAUUAGUUUAACCCCAUCAGAUGUGAGGCUCCCUUUCACAUUUAUGCGUAGGCAAUUCCCCUUGAUGGUUAGCUAUGCGAUGACGAUGAACAAGAGUCAAGGACAAUCUUUAGAAAAUGUGGGUGUUUUUCUACGACGUCCUGUUUUUACACAUGGACAGUUAUAUGUUGCAGUUUCGAGGGUGACAAGUCCGUCUGGCUUGAAGUUCGUGAUAUGUGAUGACGAGGGAAAUCAGAAAAAAA
Molecule: messenger RNA, 960 nt
Organism: Cuscuta epithymum
Lineage: Eukaryota; Viridiplantae; Streptophyta; Magnoliopsida; Solanales; Convolvulaceae
Source: the annotation of a GenBank genome assembly